This is a messenger RNA of Quercus robur (English oak), 1810 nucleotides long. RefSeq names its product transcription factor bHLH10-like. The record is from RefSeq and is a predicted model, not a curated record. Bases 129 to 1532 code for a protein of 467 amino acids. Gene Ontology annotation, molecular function: protein dimerization activity. Gene Ontology annotation, biological process: anther wall tapetum development; regulation of DNA-templated transcription. NCBI's taxonomy places the organism in Eukaryota, Viridiplantae, Streptophyta, Magnoliopsida, Fagales, Fagaceae. The transcript is spliced from 4 exons.
CUCUUUCCCUCAAAUUGGUGAUUAUUCCAUCUGGGUUUUCCUUCUUUUCUCAAAUUGAUCAGUGUUGAUUAAUUGGUUUCCAUUUCUAGACAAAGAGACCCAGAAGCAGCACUUGCAGUGUCUGAAAAAUGUACGAGGAGACUGCUUGCUUUGAUCAAAACCCCAUGACAGAAGGUACAAUAUCAGUGGAUGGGUUUUCUGUCCCACUCCCAAACAACAACUUUGAAGUCAGGCUCUCAAUGGAGGAGCUCUCUUACCAUCACCAUAACAACCACACCCCUUGCCAUGAAGAUGUUGCUAUCGAUAUGGGGCUCCAACAGCACCUAGCAUUCAACAACAACACCAACAACACAACAACCGAUCUUAACAAUACCCAUUUGAUUGACAACUCAUACAACCUCCACGAGAUGCAAGGUAUGGAUGGUUUCAACUAUCAUCAGCAACAACAGCACCAAAUCGACAUCCAAAAUGGGCACCAAGGCUUUGAUUGUAGUUCCUAUCCGGCGACAACACCGGACCUUCUCAAUCUUUUCAACAUGCCCAGAUGUUCAGCUUCAACUUUCAUGCCUAAUUCAUCCAUAACCUUCUCAAACCCAACUCUCCAGAAUCCCACAAACAAUUAUCCAAGCAGUUUUCUUGGAGGAGAAGUUCCAACAGUAACAGAUAGCCCCUCUGGUGGGUCUGUUUACUAUGACCCAGUUUUCCAUUUAAACCACCUGCCCCAACAGCCUCCUUUGUUCAGGGAAUUGUUUCAGUCUCUACCCAAUGGCUACACCUUGCCUGGCUCAAGAAAUGGUUCCUUGUUUGGCACAACUGGAGUAGUAGUUGAUGACACAGAGGGUUGUUUGUACCAAGAUGAUGGGGAUGCGAGGCAGUUUGAGAAUGUCCUCGAGUUCACUGGAAAAGCCAGAGAUGGAGAGACAAAACACUUUGCAACUGAGCGCCAUAGGAGACAACACUUGAACCAGAAAUACACGGCCUUGAGAAGCCUUGUCCCUAACCCUACUAAGACUGAUAGGGCAUCUGUGGUGGGAGAUGCCAUAGAAUAUAUCAAAGAGCUUUUGAGGACAGUCAAUGAGUUAAAAUUGCUGGUAGAGAAAAAGAGAUGUGGGAGAGAGAGAAGCAAGAGGCUUAAGACCGAAUCUGAGUAUGGGUCUGGGGAUUUGGAGAACUGUAGCAUGAAGCCACUUGGUGGUGACACUGACCAGUCCUACAAUGGGUCUUUGAGAAGCUCAUGGCUUCAGAGAAAAUCCAAAGACACUGAGGUUGAUGUUCGUAUCAUCGACGAUGAGGUUACCAUCAAGCUAGUCCAGCGUAAGAACAAUUGCUUGCUAUUUGUUUCUAAAGUCCUCGACGACCUUCAGCUUGAUCUUCACCAUGUUGCCGGAGGCCACAUUGGUGAUUUCUACAGCUUCUUAUUCAACACCAAGAUAUAUGAAGGGUCUUCUGUGUAUGCAAGUGCUAUAGCCAACAAGCUGAUUGAGGUUGUGGACAAACAGUGUGCAGCAAUUCAACCUACCAGUAGCUAUUAGGGUUGGAGACGAUAGAAAGGAAGUCUUUUGAGUUUAAUUUAGUGUUCAAUAUAUGUGAUAGUAAAUACUAGUAGUAUAAGUACUAAUUAAUAAAGUUGGUGGUAGGAAAGGUAUACAUGAACUUGGUUCAAUAUGUAUUCCUUGUUUUCAAAGUUGAAUGUUAUGUAUGUUUGGUGCUCUGGUUAGCUACUGACCUACUCGUUCAUUUUGUAAUAGAAUCUAUAUCAAAUUCCUGGACAUUUUAUGGGUAAACUUAGAUACAAAUCUGAAGUUGUUCU